Messenger RNA from Heterotrigona itama, 562 nucleotides. NCBI's taxonomy places the organism in Eukaryota, Metazoa, Arthropoda, Insecta, Hymenoptera, Apidae. The record is from the annotation of a GenBank genome assembly.
AUGAUGACAGAUAUGAAAGAAACAGAAGCAAGAGAACUUCAAUCACAAAUUGAGAAAUAUAAUAGGUAAUUCUUUAUGUUUCUAAUAUUUGUUUAUUUUACAAUCACUUUUGUAAAUAAUUGCAAUCAUGUGUUAUAUGUAAUUAAUUUUUUGAUAACUGUUCAUAACUAUGGCUAAUGAUAUCCAGACAGAUAUUUAAAUUUUUUUAAAAAUUUUACAGCGAAGAAGAUGAAAUUGACUUCAAAAUAGCUAUAAAAAAAUUAAGCGAAGGAUUCUUAAAACAAUAUCAAGAACAAUGGGAACAAAGUGGAAAAAAGCUAAAUGAAGUAAAUUUCAAAUGAUUAAAAUUAGUCAAGGUAAAUUAAUAUUAAUGAAAAAAGAAAUGGUUUCCAUUCAUGAAAGGACAUUCAGAUUAAAAGUGAGUUAUAACUUUUCUAUGCUACAUAAACGAGCAUCAAGAUUGCAGCAAAUAGUACAGAAAGAGGCCUUGAAUAGAGAACAACAACGAGAACAAGAACUUCAUCGGGAACAAGAACUAAUUGGCAAACCAGCAAUAAGUUAA